ACAGUGUUGCGAUAUGUUAGAAGGGGUAAGUUGCAAGCGUGACAUCGACGCUUCUUUUUUCUUUUAAACUUGGGAGUCGCUAAUGCGGGAGCUUUGGCUAUCGUUAAAAGUAGUUCAGUUCAACGAACUACGCGUCAGUUGAAGUUCACAUAUAGGAAGAUACCAAAAUAAUAAAAUUCUGCCAAUAGUCAAGCCGUAACGGAACGCGUAAACCUCGCCCAAGUUUUACUACGCCUACGAUAGUCUACCGACGCCGUCGUUCUAACCUAACGUAGUAUUUUCGAGCGCGUCCUAGUAGUAAUAACGGGGAUAAUUUAAAGUUUAAUCGGUUGUUUUGGUGCAUCUAAUAGAAAAUCUGCAAACCGUUCAGCAGUUCCCCGGAACAUGAGUACUCCAGUUAAAAAAGUGCCCAUUCACUUACAGAGCGCUCAAAACCGUUUAUUAAUCAAAAAUGGGAAGGUGGUAAACGAAGAUGAUAUUGUUGAAGAAGACGUUUAUAUUGAGGAUGGAAUUAUUAAACAGCUCGGCCGCAACCUGAUUAUUCCAGGUGGAACGAGAGUUAUAGACGCUCGUGGUAAAUUAGUAAUUCCUGGUGGAAUAGAUCCCCAUACUCACUUUGAGUUUGAGUUUAUGAAUACUACAUCUGUAGAUGAUUUUUAUCAAGGAACCAAAGCCGCGGUUGCCGGAGGAACUACAAUGAUAAUCGACUUUGUGUUGGUGAAGAAAGGAGAAUCAUUACUGGACUCCUAUUAUUCUUAUCGACAAAAAGCAGAUGAGAAGGUAUGUUGCGACUAUGCACUUCAUGUUAUAAUUUCGUACUGGAAUGAUAAAGUUUUCGACGAAAUGUCAAUACUUUGUUCAGAGCACGGAGUUAACUCAUUCAAAACGUUUAUGGCAUACUCCUUUAUGUUGAACGAUUCCGAAUUAUACAGUGCAUUUGAAGCUUGUAAAAAAUUAGGUGCAGUCGCAAUGGUACAUGCCGAAAACGGCUCGAUCGUUUUCAAGAAUACAGAAAAAUUAUUGGCUAAAGGUGUAACAGGACCCGAAGGGCAUGAAUUGUCACGGCCCGAAGAAGUAGAGGCAGAAGCAGUCAAUCGUGCCUGUACAAUUGCAAAUCAGGUAGAUUGCCCACUGUAUAUUGUGCAUGUGAUGAGCAAAUCAGCAACUAUAGCAUUAGCACAAGCACGUAGUCGUGGAGUUAGAGUAAUUGGUGAAACUUUGGCCGCUGCGUUAGGUACUGAUGGUUCUCACUGUAAAAACACUUGCUUCCAACAUUCAGCAGGUCAUGUGCUUAGCCCUCCUCUCAGAUCGGAUCCUAUGACACCGCAAUAUUUAAUGAAUUCUUUGGCACAAAACGAUCUUCAAUUAACUGGAAGUGAUAAUUGUACCUUCAAUAAGAGUCAAAAGGAAAUGGGACUGAACGAUUUUUCAAAGAUACCCAAUGGUGUUAACGGUGUUGAAGAUAGAAUGUCUGUGAUUUGGGAAAAAGGAGUACAUAGUGGAUUAAUAGAUGCUUGCCGCUUUGUGGCAAUUACUAGUACAACUGCCGCUAAAAUAUUUAAUUUGUAUCCGCGCAAGGGAUGCAUCGCUCUUGGUUCCGAUGCCGAUAUUGUAAUUUGGAAUCCUAACAAAACUAGAACAAUUUCCGCUAAAACUCAUCAUCAAGCUGUUGAUUUUAAUAUUUUUGAGGGUAUGGAAUGCCACGGUGUUCCAGAAUAUGUCAUAGUUAAUGGGCGAGUUUGUGUAGACGAUGAGCAAGUAAAAGUUGUACAAGGCCAUGGCAACUAUAUUGAGUGCCCAGUUUUUCCACCUUUUGUUUAUGACAUCGAAAAUGCGUCGAAACUUAAACCAAGCGAUAAUGGAGAUGCAAAUUGGGUAACUCAACCAACACAAAAGGAAAAUGACCGUAAAGUAUGUCCAACACCAACAUUACCCGAAUCAUCAGUAUCAACACCAUCCUGUAAGGGACCAAGGCCGGAAGGUCAACGCAAUUUACAAGACUCGACGUUUUCAAUUAGUGAGGACCUGGACGUUGCGAGACGUGCUUGUAUCAAAGUACAAAAUCCCCCGGGUGGUAAAUCGUCCGGGUUCUGGUAAUUAGUUGAUUAGCGAAACGGCAUACUUAAUAAACAAAUGAAAAAGGUUUUACUUCCAAUGUCUCGUUACCAUAUUUCUGCUUAUAUUUUUCUUGUUUGCAUAAGCCUUUUUUAUUACCUAUAGGCGUGCAUUUGGCAUCAUUUCUAUGUGCACUGUUUAAGUUUGGUUAAGUAUGACAUGGUUGUGUACAAUUUAAUUUAGGUACCUAUACAUUUAAGUUAACAUCAUCACUGUUGUAAUGUUUUUAUUAAGUAUUACCAUGUUAAAAGAUACAUAUUAAUUUUAUAUUAUGUAUUUAACUGUUAAGGGAGAGUUUAUGAAUUUGUAUUAUCUGAUAGCAUGGAUGUGAGAGUUGCUUAGGACAUUCGUUACGACAAUUUAUUUAUUUUGUAGUUGUUUAACUAUUACGUCAUUGAAAUCAGUUGCACGCAUUUUAUGUUAUCAUUUUUGAUACUCUAUGUAUUCGUUAUUUAACACAAAUAAACGUUUUAAUAAGUAUA
Molecule: messenger RNA, 2597 nt
Organism: Photinus pyralis (common eastern firefly)
Lineage: Eukaryota; Metazoa; Arthropoda; Insecta; Coleoptera; Lampyridae
Gene: CRMP
Product: dihydropyrimidinase
Exons: 8
Coding region: 385-2097 (570 amino acids)
Biological process (GO): pyrimidine nucleobase catabolic process
Cellular component (GO): cytoplasm; cytosol
Molecular function (GO): dihydropyrimidinase activity
Source: RefSeq, a predicted model, not a curated record